AUGCUUCCUGAAAUCUCCCCAAAUUCGCCGCUCGCGCUGGCGGUGGCAAAUACCAUUCGACCCAAGUUGGUGGAGAUGGGCUGGAGCACGGAGGAUGGUCAAGAGUCGGCGCUCAUCGAUUACAUUGUCUUGAUGCUCGCCAACGGAAAGACCCAAGAGCAGCUUGCAACUGAGCUGUCAAGUGAUUUCCUGGGUUUGGAGGAAGGCGACACACAAGCUCUCGAGUUUUCCAGAUGGCUUUUUGGGCAGGUCGAGAUUCUCAACCAGCAAAUCAACGGUGUGCCUGUAUCAAACGGCCCGAUCGUGGAACAACAAGUACCUUCAUUCACAGGCCAGGAGUCUGUCGGCCCCGCAUCGGGAUUCCAGGGAGAUGGGCAGGAUGCGGAGAUGGGUGAUGCGACUGUUACCAACGACGGGAUACCAACGGGACCCAAAGCGAUGCGCAACGGAGGACCGGGCGGUCGAGGAAGAAUGCUCAACCAAAUCAAUAGGAACAUGGACCGCGCGGGCGACGGACCCCUUCAUCGUGUUCGCGGACAACAAGGCAGUGGUCGCAUUGGUCGAGAUCAAAUGAAAGGACCCCGGUCCCAGAACAUGGGUGGUCGCGGAGGUAGAAAUAUGGGCGGCAUGGGAAUGCACGGCAACAUGGGCCCCGGGAUGGGCCAAAUGAGCCCCGAGAACCAGAUGCAGAUUAUGUCGAUGUUGGAGGAGCAGGCAAGAAUGAUGUCCCAACUCAUGCCUGGCUUUGUGCCUCCAGCCAUCAACCCCGCUUUCCAGCAAAAUGGUCAGCAGAACGGUCGUUCGCUCUUCGAUCGGGUUGAACGCCAGGGCCAUCGUGGAGGACAAGGCCAUUUUUCCAAACGUGGGUUGCAACAGAGAAACAAGAACGCAAAUGGAGCGGACGUGGAUAUGGACACGGCGAUGGAUGGUGAACAAGACGAGAACAACACCGACAGUACCUGUCGCUUCAAUCUUCGUUGCACUCGAAAGGACUGCCCGUACGCCCAUCAGUCUCCUGCUGCCCCGGAAGGCACGGGGAUUGACGUGGCCGACAUCUGCUCGUUCGGAGCGGCUUGCAAGAACCGAAAAUGUACUGGGCGUCACCCGUCCCCAGCAGUGAAGUCUGCUCACCAGGCAGAGGCGAUGUGCCGGUUCUUCCCCAACUGCACCAACCCCCAUUGCACAUUCAAACACCCCGACAUGCCGCUCUGCCGCAAUGGAGCCGAUUGUUCCACCGAGGGGUGCAAGUUCACUCACCUCCAAACGGCUUGCAAGUUCACCCCCUGUCUUAACCCUAGCUGCCCGUACAGACAUGCCGAGGGCCAGCGGGGUGCUUUCUCCGACAAGGUGUGGACACCACAGUCGGGUGGCCAUGUCAGCGAGCGCAAAUUCGUGGACGAGAACGCUCCCGAGGAAUUGAUCAAGCCCGAGGACAACAACGAGGGCUCACAAGGCCAGGAGUUGACUGCCUGA
Molecule: messenger RNA, 1473 nt
Organism: Penicillium alfredii
Lineage: Eukaryota; Fungi; Ascomycota; Eurotiomycetes; Eurotiales; Aspergillaceae
Product: mRNA-binding protein NAB2
Exons: 2
Coding region: 1-1473 (490 amino acids)
Biological process (GO): regulation of mRNA stability
Cellular component (GO): cytoplasm; nucleus
Molecular function (GO): poly(A) binding
Source: RefSeq, a predicted model, not a curated record